Messenger RNA from Penaeus chinensis, 5570 nucleotides. RefSeq names its product mucin-2-like. The coding region runs from base 19 to 5430 and encodes 1803 amino acids. The transcript is spliced from 4 exons. Lineage: Eukaryota; Metazoa; Arthropoda; Malacostraca; Decapoda; Penaeidae. The record is from RefSeq and is a predicted model, not a curated record.
ACAGAAGUGCACAGCACCAUGGUUCCAAGGGGCGUCUUCCUGUUGCUGGCGGUGUCGGCGAUUUGGCUGAGUGGGUGUGUUCACCCAGCGGCUUCGGAUCAACCGGCCAUUGCAUGCAGUGAAGGAAAAGGAAUCUGCGUUCAAAAGAAGCUCUGUAGCCUGCCGGUGGCCAACGCUGCUUGUGACAAAGAUGGACGCAUAUGCUGCAGAAAAGGUUUUCUUAAGCUUAAACGUACGUCAGCGCAAAAAGGCAAGGGCAGUAACAACCAGGACUCUAAGAAGGUUGGAAGGGGGAAGAGAUGUACGGAACAAUAUGGGACAUGUAGCCACGAUUGUCCAGGUGCUGUUGACAACGAAAGAAAUUGCCCCGACAACAUGAUGUGCUGUAAGAAGUCACUCAAGUUAGCGACUCAAAAACAAAUUACGGCAAGAGGAAGAGAUAACGACUGUACAGCAGCAGGAGGAACUUGCAACGACGCUACCAAUAUAUGUCAAGAGAAACUUCCCAUCGCAUGUCCGGAUGCGACUAAAAACUGCUGCAAGAGAACCAAGGAUACCUGCAAAUCAAAGGGCUUUAGAUGUGUAAAAUCCUGUAGAGGAAAUGUCAAGAAAUUGAAAGGUUGUAAGCAAGGAAAAGUCUGCUGCGACAGGGCAGAGAAAAAGAACUGCAAAAGCUUGGGCGGAAAUUGUAAAGUUGAAAGUAAAUGCAGAAACGAAAUCCUAAGUCCCACCAAGAAAUGUAGGAAUAAUAAGGUAUGUUGCAAGAAGGGUGAAACGUGUAAAAAAAUGAAUGGGGUUUGUCGAGAGGAAUCUAAAUGCAGCAAAAAUACGCUUACCCCCUCUGUACCAUGCAAAAAUGGUAAAGUCUGUUGCGAAAGAGGAGAAACCUGUAGAAAACUGGGAGGUAACUGUCGAGAGGAAUCUAAAUGCAGCAAAAAUACGCUUACCCCCUCUAUACCAUGCAAAGAUGGUAAAGUCUGUUGCGAAAGAGGAAAAACCUGUAGAAAGCUGGGAGGUAACUGUCGAGAGGAAUCUAAAUGCAGCAAAAAUACGCUUUCCCCCUCUAUACCAUGCAAAGAUAGUAAAGUCUGUUGCGAAAGAGGAGAAACCUGUAGGAAGCUGGGAGGUAACUGUCGAGAGGAAUCUAAAUGCAGCAAAAAUACGCUUAGCCCCUCUAUACCAUGCAAAGAUAGUAAAGUCUGUUGCGAAAGAGGAGAAACCUGUAGAAAGCUGGGAGGUAACUGUCGAGAGGAAUCUAAAUGCAGCAAAAAUACGCUUACCCCCUCUAUACCAUGCAAAGAUAGUAAAGUCUGUUGCGAAAGAGGAGAAACCUGUAGAAAGCUGGGAGGUAACUGUCGAGAGGAAUCUAAAUGCAGCAAAAAUACGCUUUCCCCCUCUAUACCAUGCAAAGAUGGUAAAGUCUGUUGCGAAAGAGGAAAAACCUGUAGAAAGCUGGGAGGUAACUGUCGAGAGGAAUCUAAAUGCAAGAAAAACACACUUACUCCUUCUAUACCAUGCAAAGAUGACAAGGUCUGUUGCGAAAGAGGAGAAACCUGUAGAAAGCUUGGAGGUAGCUGUCGAGAGGAAUCUAAAUGCAGCAAAAAUACGCUCUCCCCCUCUGUACCAUGCAAAGACGGCAAGGUCUGUUGCGAAAGAGGAGAAACCUGUAGAAAGCUGGGUGGAAACUGUCGAGAGGAGUCUAAAUGCAAUCAAAACACGCUUACUCCUUCUAUACCAUGCAAGGAUGGUAAAGUCUGUUGCGAAAAGGGAACAACUUGUAAAUCAAUGAGUGGACAGUGUAAAAAGGAAGCUAAAUGUAAAAGCAAAGUGUUGAACCCCAGCAAGAAGUGCAAAUCUGGUAAGGUAUGCUGCUUAAUCCGUACCUGUAGCGACAGAGGAGGGAAGUGUAAGAAAGAAGGAAAGUGCAACGGCAGAAUCGUCACGGUGAAGAAGCCAUGCAAAGAACCCAAAGUCUGUUGUCUAGAGACAACGGGCCCAGACACCACGACCGAAUCAGCACCACAAACAACUGUUGGUCCUGGACCACAAACAACUGCUGGUCCUGGACCACAAACAACUGCUGGUCCGGGACCACAAACAACUGCUGGUCCUGGACCACAAACAACUGCUGGUCCUGGACCACAAACAACUGCUGGACCGGGACCGCAAACAACUGCUGGACCGGGACCGCAAACAACUGCUGGACCGGGACCGCAAACAACUGCUGGACCGGGACCGCAAACUGCCGGCCCAGGACCGCAAACAACUGCUGGUCCGGGACCACAAACAACUGCUGGUCCGGGACCACAAACAACUGCUGGUCCGGGACCACAAACAACUGCUGGUCCGGGACCACAAACAACUGCUGGUCCGGGACCACAAACAACUGCUGGACCAGGACCACAAACAACUGUUGGUCCGGGACCACAAACAACUGCUGGUCCGGGACCACAAACAACUGCUGGACCAGGACCACAAACAACUGCUGGUCCGGGACCACAAACAACUGCUGGUCCGGGACCACAAACAACUGCUGGCCCGGGACCACAAACAACUGCUGGUCCGGGACCACAAACAACUGCCGGACUGGGACCACAAACAACUGCUGGACCGGGACCACAAACAACUGCUGGACCGGGACCACAAACAACUGCUGGACCGGGACCGCAAACAACUGCUGGCUCGGGACCACAAACAACUGCUGGACCGGGACCACAAACAACUGUUGGUCCGGGACCACAAACAACUGCUGGCCCGGGACCACAAACCACCCCUGGACCGGGACCACAAACAACUUCUGGUCCGGGCCCACAAACAACUGUUGGUCCGGGACCGCAAACAACUGCUGGACCGGGCCCACAAACAACAGUUGGUCCGGGACCGCAAACAACUGCUGGACCGGGCCCACAAACAACAGUUGGUCCGGGACCGCAAACAACUUCUGGACCGGGCCCACAAACAACAGUUGGUCCGGGACCGCAAACAACUGCUGGACCGGGACCACAAACAACUACUGGUCCAGGACCAGAAACAACUGCUGGCCCGGGACCACAAACAACUACUGGUCCAGGACCACAAACAACUGCUGGCCCGGGACCACAAACAACUACUGAACCAGAACCACAAACAACUACUGGUCCAGGACCACAAACAACUGCUGGCCCGGGACCACAAACAACUACUGAACCAGAACCACAAACAACUACUGGUCCAGGACCACAAACAACUGCUGGCCCGGGACCACAAACAACUACUGAACCAGAACCACAAUCAACUACUUCAACUCAAACCACUUUCCCCAUUCCUCCCACCAUUGUAACUGGUCCCACUACAUCUACAGACAUAGCUACCACUACACUAGAUACAGCCACUGUAAUUACAAAAGAUACAACCACUGUUACUACAUCAAAUACAACCGCUGCCACUGCAGCAGAUACGACCACUGUCAUUAUAAGCACAACCACUGCUACUACAGCAGAUACAACCACUGUCACCACAACAGGUAUAACCACUACCACUACAACGGACACAACCACUGCUAUUACAACAGAUACUACAACAGGUACAACCACAGCAACAACAAACACAACGACUGCCACUACACCAGAUACAACCACUUCUAUUACAACAGAUACUACAACAGGUACAACCACAGCAACUACAACAGACACAACCACUGCCACUACACCAGAUACAACCACUGCUACUACACCAGAUACAACCACUGCAACUACACCAGAUACAACCACUGCCACUACAACAGACACAACCACUGCUACUACACCAGAUACAUCCACUGCCACUACAACAGACACAACCACUGCCACUACACCAGAUACAACCACUGCCACUACAACAGACACAACCACUGCAACUACACCAGAUACAACCACUGCUACUACAACAGGGACAACCACAGCAACUACAUCAGACACAACCACUGCCACUACACCAGAUACAACCACUGCAACUACACCAGAUACAACCACUGCCACUACACCAGAUACAACCACUGCAACUACACCAGAUACAACCACUGCCACUACAACAGACACAACCACUGCCACUACACCAGAUACAACCACUGCAACUACACCAGAUACAACCACUGCCACUACACCAGAUACAACCACUGCAACUACACCAGAUACAACCACUGCCACUACACCAGAUACAACCACUACAACUACACCAGAUACAACCACUGCCACUACAACAGACACAACCACUGCAACUACACCAGAUACAACCACUGCCAUUACAACAGACACAACCACUGCAACUUCACCAGAUACAACCACUGCCAUUACAACAGACACAACCAUUGCAACUACACCAGAUACAACCACUGCCACUACACCAGAUACAACCACUGCAACUACAACGGACACAACCACUGCAACUACACCAGAUACAACCACUGCCACUACAACAGAUACAACCACUGCCACUACAACUGAUACAACCACUGCCACUACAACAGAUACAACCACUGCUACUACAACAGGUACAACCACAGCAACUACAACAGACACAACCACUGCAACUACACCAGAUACAACUACUGUCACUACACCAGAUACAACCACUGCCACUACAACAGAUACAACCACUGCCACUACAACAGACACAACCACUGCUACUACACCAGAUACAACCACUGCUACUACAACAGACACAACCACUGCAACUACACCAGAUACAACCACUGCUACUACAACAGACACAACCACUGCAACUACACCAGAUACAACCACUGCUACUACAACGGACACAACCACUGCUACUACAACGGACACAACCACUGCUACUACAACAGAUACAACCACUGCUACUACAACAGAUACAACCACUGCUACUACAACAGAUACAACCACUGCUACUACAACGGACACAACCACUGCCACUACAACGGACACAACCACUGCUACUACACCAGAUACAACCACUGCUACUACAACAGAUACAACCACUGCCACUACAACAGAUACAACCACUGCUACUACAACAGAUACAACCACUGCCACUACACCAGAUACAACCACUGCUACUACAACAGAUACAACCACUGCCACUACAACAGAUACAACCACUGCUACUACAACAGAUGCAACCACUGCAACUACACCAGAUACAACCACUGCCACUACAACAGAUACAACCACAGCAACUACAACGGACACAACCACUGCUACUACAACAGAUACAACCACUGCAACUACAACAGACACAACCACUGCCACUACAACAGAUACAACCACUGCCACUACAACAGAUACAACCACUGCCACUACAACAGAUACCACUGCUACUACAACAGAUACAACCACUGCUACUACAACAGAUACAACCACUGCCACUACAACAGAUACAACCACUGGUACUACAACAGAUACAACCACUGCAACUACAACAGAUACACCACUGUAACUACACCAGAUACAACCACUGCUACUACAACAGAUACAACCACUGCCACUACAACAGAUACAACCACUGCUGCUACAACAGAUACAACCACUGCUACUACAACAGAUACAACCACUGCCACUACAACAGAUACAACCACG